Anthostomella pinea is the source of this 645-nucleotide messenger RNA. The record is from the annotation of a GenBank genome assembly. Lineage: Eukaryota; Fungi; Ascomycota; Sordariomycetes; Xylariales; Xylariaceae.
AUGGACACGCCACUGCACGAAGGCAGCUUCGUGAGCCCUGAUCAAUCAACCCGGGAACUAGACGGCAAUGUUAGUCACUCGACUCGGGAAGCUAAUAGCAACAUUGUUUCUGGGAACUCCAGGUUUCACACUGGUGACCGAGAUAAUUCGAGUCACUGGGCCGUCAAUACCAAGAACCACAGCAAGCUCAUCACCGCCAUUGUCGUUUUUGCUGUGAUCCUAGCAGCUGUCCUCGGCGGCGUCCUUGCGACACAACUCAACAAACAAAGAGACACCUCCUCGGUGACCAAUCCAUCAUCUACUACAGAUCAGCAAGCUGCCACCUCUUCCACAUCCUCGGACGCGACACCGCUCUCGACGACUGCCCCUUCACAACCGACACCAAGUACCGCAAACUCAUCCUCAGGGUCGGUCAGCCAGUACUUUUACAGCAACUGCACAGGCAACGUCAAUUUCUACGGGCAUGCAUCCACCACAUGCAGCCUCCAACAAGGCGCCUCGAUCGGGUACACCCUCAGCGGGACCUGCCAGCUGCUCCUAUUCAGCGACAAGGCUUGCACGGUUGGGACGGAGACAAUCCCCGCGACGUUGAAGGACUGCCGGGACUUUUCCGGCACUGGUGGCUCGUAUAAGUUUGUCUGCUGA